CGGCAGCCAGCCCACUUUAUUAUUAUUAUUGCCUUGUUACGGUGCUGUGUUGUGCGUUGUUAUACAACUGUAUGCUAUUGUAUUUUGUGCUCAUACGCUUUGUGUUUGCUGUUGAUUUUGUUGUAUUCGUUAGUAUUCGUGAGUUAAAAUCGUACUGCAUAGCUGGCCAAAACAAAUGUAUAUGUGCUCAUUCAUGCUUAUGGACGAAGAGAACAGUUUAUUUCACUGAGAGUUGGUUGAAUUAAAUUUUGUGUGCUCUUUCCGGUAAGAAAAUUUGAGCAUAAUUUUGCGCUCCUUAUUGAAAUUGGUAUGUGUGAGUGAAUCUCUUUGGUGGGUUUUUGUUGGGAAUAUAUAGAUGUGUGUGUGAAAUUUUUGUAGUUGUUUUUGUUUUUUUUCUUGUUUACUACAUUGAUUCUCCGUUGCAUGUAGUACACUCCUUAUUUGCUGUUUGGUAGUUGUUAAUAAAGCUGCUGCUACUGCUGCUGUUGGUGUGUUGAGUUGUGUGUUGUGUUGUAUGUAAUUCCCAUUUGUUGUACAUUUUGUAGUUGCUCAUGAAAACUCAUGUUAGUCUACUUUUGACUGUUACGCAGAUUGUUCGUAUUAUUCGUGCCGUUCGCUCGCUUAACAUUCUGUUGCUGUUGGAAUAAAAGUUCGUGUACGUUUUAUUGUGAACUAUACUAUUCAAUCGAACAAUAAAAAUUCUGGAUUAUCAAAAACAAGACUUACGCUAAACGGUAGUUGAACAAGUUUUCUUAAGCCCGGUGCAAGUUUGAAACAUUCUUAAUUAAUUAUAUAUUGAUUUUUUUUACACUUUACAUUUUAAAAUCAAAACAAAUAAGCGACGGUAUUUUAAUAUUUUGAUAUUACAAGUGCAUAAAAGUGACUGCAUAAAAAGUUAAUUAUACGAAAAUAACUUUUUAAUGCUUAAAUUAUUUUUAAUAAAAUAAAUAAAAAUUUUUUGAAAAAUAUUUAUUAUUGACAGGAACAAAUGUCAAUGAGUUAACAGUUUAAUUAAAGCCGCGAAUUGCUCAAAAGCCAGUGAAAACCAAAACAAAAAAAAAAUUUUUUUAAAUUUAUUAAUUAAACAAUUAUUUUGUAUACCAAAGCUUGGAAAUUUAUGUUCUUCCUACAAAUUUGUUAAAUGACAGUGCACAGUAAUGACAUUGGUGUGUGUUUAGUGAUGAACGCCGUUUCUACUCGACCAACUGCAUCGCCUACAACACAAGCAUCACAUCAUCACCAUCAUCAACAACUUCCUACAAAUCUUAGCACAGUCAACGCACAACCUACUUUAACUGCCUCCGUAGCGACUGCUGUAGCCGCCGCCGCUGCCGCCGCAGCAGCAGCAGCUGUUGUCGCCGUGCCGUCAACAAAUACACCCAACACACCUACAGCACAUCAUUCAAGUAUGGCAGUUACAUCGACAGUACCGCCUGGUGCACGUUCAGUAUCGCCUUGCUCUGCAGCCGCCACACCUUAUGGAAGUAGCAGUAUACCUGGUAGUGCGGGUUUAUCUUCAAGUGGGCCAGGUAGUGGAGCUGCUACUGGUCCACCAGGUCCACCACCAGUUAUGGUACCAGGUGCGCCCGGUCUACCACCAAGUGGGCCACCUUCUGCAAAUCGUUGCUGUGAUACUGGACGUACUAUAUAUACAGAUCCUGUUAGUGGGCAAACGUUAUGCUCAUGUCAGUAUGAUAUGUUAAGCUAUCAACGUCUGGCAGCCGCUGGCGGCUUAGUGCCCGGACCUGGUGGUGUACCACUCAGUGUUUACCCUGAAGGUAUGUCAGCGUAUUUAUCUGGUAUGGCCGCAGAUCAACCACCAUUUUAUGCAAAUCCGGCUGGCUUGGAUUUAAAAGAGAAUUUAAUGGCUGGUGGUGCACCUUGGCCAUACACAUAUCAUCCUUACGAUGCUGCCUUUGCUGGUUAUCCAUUUAAUAGUUAUGGCAUGGAUUUGAAUGGUGCAAGACGUAAGAAUGCCACCCGUGAAACGACUUCAACGCUUAAAGCAUGGCUAAAUGAACACAAAAAGAAUCCCUACCCCACAAAGGGGGAGAAAAUUAUGUUGGCAAUCAUAACGAAAAUGACACUGACGCAGGUGUCGACAUGGUUCGCAAAUGCGAGAAGAAGACUGAAAAAAGAGAAUAAAAUGACAUGGGAACCAAGAAAUCGUGUUGAUGACGAUGACGCGAAUAUAGACGACGAUGAUCAUAAAAGUACUGAUGAUAAUGAUUUAUUGGAUGCUAAAGAUUCGGGUCUGGGCUCCACUGACGAUAAGGACCGUUCUGGACGACUUGGUGAUAUGCUUGGCGAUCGACCUGGUGAAAGUAAUAACAGCGAAUGGUCUGGUUCAAGACCAGGUUCACCAAAUGGCUCCCCAGAUUUAUACGAUCGUCCCGGCAUGCCUGGUGGUGGUCAUCCACUCUUUCAUCCCGCCGCUUUGCAUCAUCACUUUCGCCCACCUGCUGGUUCACCACCCGAUAUUGCUGCUUACCAUCAUCACCAACAACAGUUACUACAACAACAUCAACAAGCGCAACAAAAUUCCCUGCAUUCAGCUGGUGUCAGUACCACUGCAAGUUUGGCAACUAAACCUCGCAUCUGGUCUCUGGCUGAUAUGGCAUCCAAAGAUGGUAAGGAUACAAUUAAGGAUAGUCCCCCUGGUAGUGAUUUGCCACCUACACAUCCUGCACUUUACGGUCAUCCUGGUCAGCAUAAUACACCAGGCAAAAUUUUAUCACCUCUAGCAGCACGCAUACCAAAUUAUUCACCAUAUGUGCGUCCCGAUUUAUAUCGUAGCUUUUAUGGUCCCUCUGCAGCAGCACAUUUAGGAGGUCCCUCACAAGAAUUUCUAGAACACCAAAGAACUUUCGGUGCUAGCCUAGCAGCACAUAAUGGUCUUAGCAUGAAUCCGUUACUGUGGAAAGCGGCUGUUACAGGCGCAGCAGCCGGACCACACUUUGCACCAUUAAGUCUUACAACGAACAAUCAUCCGCAACAGAUAGCACCACCUGCUGGUGCUUCACCAUCAGCAUCCAGUACUUCGUCAUCAAUUGGUUGUGAUGUUGUGCAAACGCCCACUAGUACAGCACAGCCACCCAUGCAUCAUUUAGGACCGAUAUCAGGUAAUUCCACCUCCUCAUCUACUUCAUCGAAUUCAGGAAAAUUAUCUCCUGGUAUCAAUGUGACGUCGUUAAGUGGUAAACCAUGACAUUCAUCGCCUACACCACCUUCGCCUACUGCACACAAUAUCAAUGCGGCAACAGCAGCAACAAAUUCAUCACCAAUUUCGGCCUUUCGUUCGCUCAUUGCAUUUCGCGAACAGCAUUUGCAACAGCAAGCACCAAAGCUAACGUUGAGGCCAUAAGCCCACUGCAGUUUGUCAUUACAAAUGUGUGCAGCAAACGUACGUAAGUGUUUAAAUGUGUAGAAGUGUGGAUGAAAUUCUAGAAGUGUGCUAUAAGGCGAAAAUUAAUAUAAAGAAAUUUCGGACAAUAAUUUAAAUGUGAUUUUAUAAUUUUAAAACAAAAAAAAAUUUUAUUUAAAAAAAUCUGCGUAAUUUAUUACACCAAAAAUAGGAGUAAAAUUGAUUUUAUGUUUUAAAGUUGUUGGCAAUCUCAUGUCAACGCAAACAUAAAAAUUGAGGCACAGCAGGCACAGUGAAGUCUUCUUCGUUUUUGAAGGGCAAAAGCAGCUAUUUAACAACAUUUUAUUGUAAAUAAAUUUGGAUUUAAAAUUAUAUAAAUAUAAAUAA
Teleopsis dalmanni is the source of this 3751-nucleotide messenger RNA. It is a transcript of the gene mirr, whose product is annotated as iroquois-class homeodomain protein IRX-2. Lineage: Eukaryota; Metazoa; Arthropoda; Insecta; Diptera; Diopsidae. Bases 1142 to 3208 code for a protein of 688 amino acids. Gene Ontology annotation, cellular component: nucleus. Gene Ontology annotation, molecular function: DNA-binding transcription factor activity, RNA polymerase II-specific; RNA polymerase II cis-regulatory region sequence-specific DNA binding. The record is from RefSeq and is a predicted model, not a curated record. Gene Ontology annotation, biological process: cell development; regulation of transcription by RNA polymerase II; neuron differentiation. The transcript is spliced from 5 exons.